This is a messenger RNA of Magnolia sinica, 1091 nucleotides long. RefSeq lists its product as uncharacterized. Gene Ontology annotation, cellular component: TRAPPII protein complex; TRAPPI protein complex; TRAPPIII protein complex. The coding region runs from base 81 to 851 and encodes 256 amino acids. The record is from RefSeq and is a predicted model, not a curated record. NCBI's taxonomy places the organism in Eukaryota, Viridiplantae, Streptophyta, Magnoliopsida, Magnoliales, Magnoliaceae. Gene Ontology annotation, biological process: endoplasmic reticulum to Golgi vesicle-mediated transport. The transcript is spliced from 9 exons.
GGUAAUCGGACCGUACGAUUCCUGGAGUUUAAAAGCAACUCUUCCUGCCGGAUCUUUGAGAGAGGGAGUGAGGGAGAGGUAUGAUAGGAGUGGGGAAGAUGAAGCAAUACACGAAUGUCCUCGACAAACCUCUCAGCAAAGGCAAGCAAGAGGUUAGUCUGAGUGCCUUUGCAUUCUUGUUUUCAGAGCUUGUCCAGUACAAUCAGACUCAGGUUGACAAUAUUGCAGAGUUAGAGCGAAGGCUAGAGGAUGCUGGCUAUGCUGUUGGCGCGAGAGUUCUAGAACUGCUGUGCCAUAGAGAUAAGGGAAACAGAAGGGAGACACGAUUAUUGGGGAUUUUGUCCUUUGUACACAGUACAGUAUGGAAGGUCCUGUUUGGAAAGGUGGCUGACUCACUUGAGAAAGGCACUGAACAUGAAGAUGAAUACAUGAUCAGUGAGAAGGAACUCCUAGUGAAUAGAUUUAUUUCCAUACCAAAAGACAUGGGGACAUUCAAUUGUGGGGCAUUUGUUGCUGGAAUUGUCAGGGGUGUCCUAGAUUGUGCGGGAUUUCCAGCUGUAGUAACAGCUCAUUUUGUACCCAUGGAGGGCCAGCAACGACCGCGAACCACCAUCUUGAUAAAGUUCGCUGAAGAGCUGUCACAUAAACCAAGUGUUGGUAUUGCAUAUAUGGAAUGGACAAGGUGUAGAAAGAACAUAACACAAGUCAAAAGAUUGAUAUCUUGCCCAAAGGCAAAACAGAGAAAGCGAGUCAAGCUGCUCUUCACUUCAUAUAACAGAGGAGAAAUGCAUGAGAUGACAUAUAGAAAGCCAAUGACUGCUUUAUGUAGGAAAGGCCAAAUCCUUCUAUGAGGUACUUCGAAGGGAAGCACGUUUAGGCUGAUGUGUUCGUAUCUGUCUUGUGUGGCUGAAUGGUGAGUGUCAUCCUCUUGAACAUGUAUCAGGGUGAGAAAGACUGGUGAAAUUUUAACUGAUUUUUAUUAAUUUGAGAACAACCAAACAAGAAGAGGAAAAAGAAACCCCUUAUUCGAUACGAACUUUGUACAGAUAUUGUAGCCCAUUUGGAUGUACCCGUAGUGAAGAUUUGUUUCA